Archocentrus centrarchus (flier cichlid) is the source of this 2326-nucleotide messenger RNA. Its product is annotated as zinc finger protein OZF-like. Lineage: Eukaryota; Metazoa; Chordata; Actinopteri; Cichliformes; Cichlidae. The transcript has 2 exons. Gene Ontology annotation, biological process: regulation of cytokine production; negative regulation of transcription by RNA polymerase II; regulation of immune system process. Gene Ontology annotation, molecular function: DNA-binding transcription repressor activity, RNA polymerase II-specific; RNA polymerase II cis-regulatory region sequence-specific DNA binding. The record is from RefSeq and is a predicted model, not a curated record. Gene Ontology annotation, cellular component: nucleoplasm. The coding region runs from base 261 to 1742 and encodes 493 amino acids.
GUGUUAAGCUACCAGUUAAGCUUUGUCGUGUCCAUCAGCAGGUCCACAGCUAUUGUCUUUAUGAGAUACGAAUAAAGUUUUAGAGGAGGAAAAAAGUCACAUGACCGCACAACAGCAAACCACAGCAGAGCAGGGGGAGGAGCUUAGUGUGUCCGCGCCGUACAGUCAGGACUGCUGUAUGACAAAGCCGGAGUAGCGUACUGAAUUUAGAGGAGAGACGCAAAAAAAGCACUGAUCCUAUCACGUUAGUUGAAGCCGCGAUGUGUUCAGCUCAGUAUCUGAGAGAGUUCAUCAAGGAGAGACUCACUGCUGCUUGUGAAGAAAUCUUCUCAGAGGUUCAAAAAACCAUCGUCCAUUAUGAGGAGGAGAUCGACCGUCAGCGCAGACUGCUGGAUAUCAGCCGGAAACCCGACACAAAGUCACACAUCACAGAUAUGCCACAACAACAUGAUUGUGAGGAAGAGGAGGGUCUCACAAACCAACAGGUCUGUAACCAGGAGAGGAUCUUCAGUACAGACCAGGAGUACCCAGAGCCUCCACAGAUUAAAGAGGAGCAGGAGGACCCAGAGCUUCCACAGAUUAAAGAGGAACAGGAAGAUCCACAGCCUCUACAGAUUAAAGAGGAGCAGGAGGACCCAGAGCUUCCACAGAUUAAAGAGGAACAGGAAGACCCACAACCUCUACAGAUUAAACAGGAGCAGGAGGAACCAGAGCCUCCGCAAAUUAAAGAAGAACAGGAGGAACUCUGUAAUGGUCAGGAGAGUAAGGAGCUUGGACUGAAGCAGAAAGCUGAUGCCUUUAUGGUAACUAUUACUUAUGAGGAAAGUGACCACAGUGAACCAGAACCAAACAGUGAGCAGCUUCUUUCUCAGAGCCCUUCUGAAGCAGAGGUUAAGAAGAGGAUACAUUGCAGAAAGAGACGUCACAGUCAGAGAGUAGACAACACUCCUGUGUCAGAGAAUCAGAGUCAAACUGACACAAGGAAGAAGUCUCUACAAUGUGACACCUGUGGAAAAGCUUUCAUAUAUAAAUCCCACCUGACCAGACACCUGAAAGUUCACAUGCUGGAGAAACCACAUUGUUGUAUCACCAGUGGGAAAAAAAUUGGUCAGAAAUCAGACUUGGAGCUUCAUGCAAGAAUUCACACUGGUGAAAAGUCAUAUUCCUGUAGCACAUGUCAUAAAAGAUUCAGGCAGAAGUCAGCCUUGAAUCAUCAUGCAAGAAUUCACAAUGGUGAGAAGCCAUAUUCCUGUAGCACCUGUGGUAAAAGAUUCCAUCAGAAAUCAUAUUUACAAAAUCAUUUAAAAAUUCACACAGGUGAGAAGCCAUUUACCUGUGGCACCUGUGGGAAAAGAUUCAUUCAGAAGAUAAACUUAAAAACACACAUGAGAAUUCACACAGGUGAGAUGCCAUAUUCCUGUGGCACCUGUGGGAAAAGAUUCAAUCUGAAAUUAGACCUUGUUCGUCAUGUAAGAAUGCACACCGGUGAGAAGCCAUAUUCCUGUGGCACCUGUGGGAAAAGAUUCAAUCGGAAAUCUGACUUGGAACGUCAUGUAAGAAUUCACACAGGUGAGAAGCCAUAUUGUUGUGGCACCUGUGGGAAAAGAUUCAGUCAGAACUCAACCUUGGCAUAUCAUCUAAGAAUCCACACUGGUGAGAAGCCAUAUCUUUGUAACAUCUGUGGGACAAGAUUCACUUCAAGGAUACAGUUAAAGAAACACAUGAGAAUUCAUUCUGGUUAAAGGUUUCAUGCUCAGAAAAUGUGAGACAGCUGUGAGUUGUACCUGUGUGUUGGUGGUAGAGCUCACACUGAGCAGAAGUCAAAUCACUGCACAAGAUGAGUGAAAAGAUGACCCAUAUUCAAGCCAGUAUUUUCUGUGCAGAGCAGUAAAGAACUCUCUGCAUUGUUUAUUCAGUUUAUUACCUUGAGGCCUUUUUUAUAUGAAUUUUUAUACAGACGCAUAAAUUACGUGCAAAUGUUUGGUACCUUAAAAAUAUUUUUCUGACUUGCCUGUUCAAUCUGUUCUGACCUUGACUCUAUUUAACUCAGAGAGGAAAAGACUGGAAGAUAAGGUUGCAACACAACCAAUACCUUUUUAAAGGAACAAUUCUUGAAUUUAAGAACAAUGGAGUUCUCUUUUAUUAUUUUGAUUUGUAAAGGGCCCAGGUUGUAAUUUCUAUUGUGAAACGGUUACCUGUUGAUGUAUUAACUUAGGUUACAGUUAACUGAACAUUUGUAUGUUAUGAUCAUUUGUACUCAUACUCAGCUCCUCUCAAACGUAGAGCGAGGUGUACUUACCUGGGAGUGGGUUACAUGUAUAAUAAA